Messenger RNA from Miscanthus lutarioriparius, 381 nucleotides. Lineage: Eukaryota; Viridiplantae; Streptophyta; Magnoliopsida; Poales; Poaceae. The record is from the annotation of a GenBank genome assembly.
AUGACCACUGACAGCAGCUCUACUCUUCUAAGCACAUUGCCUAAGAAUAUACCAGCAAGGUUUCUGUACCAAAUCACAGAUUAUUUCUCUCAGAGCGAAAUUGGUAAAGGUGCACUUGGAACAGUCUACAAGGGAAUUGCCGAGAAUGGGGAAAUGAUUGCUGUGAAGAAACUUAAGGAAAAAUCAGAUGUGGCCGAUUAUGAGAAAACAUUCAAUUACGAGGUCUGUAAUCUUAUGGCAGCCCAACAUGAAAAUAUAGUGAAGUUGAUUGGCUACUGUUAUGAAAAACGGAAGAAGGUGGUGCAAAGCUAUGGAAGAUAUGUCAUUGUAGAUGUAACAGAAAUUUUCUCUGCUAUGAAUAUCUACCUAAGGAAGCCUUGA